This is a messenger RNA of Arabidopsis arenosa, 1070 nucleotides long. The record is from the annotation of a GenBank genome assembly. Lineage: Eukaryota; Viridiplantae; Streptophyta; Magnoliopsida; Brassicales; Brassicaceae.
UCCUCACAUUCCUCACCAAACCCCCUCAAAACACACCCACACGUACGCGCACACACAAAGACAAUGUCUCCUUUCAAAAUAUUCUUCUUUACGGCUCUUCUCGUGGCGGCGUUUUCAUUCUCCGCCGCUGAUUUCAAUACUGACGUCAACGUAGCUUGGGGAAAUGGCCGUGGGAAGAUACUCAACAACGGCCAGCUUCUUACUCUCUCUUUAGACAAAUCCUCUGGUUCUGGUUUUCAAUCCAAAACAGAGUAUUUGUUUGGAAAGAUUGAUAUGCAGAUUAAGCUUGUUCCUGGUAACUCAGCAGGAACAGUCACAACUUUUUACCUAAAAUCUGAAGGAUCGACUUGGGAUGAGAUUGAUUUUGAGUUCUUGGGUAAUAUGAGUGGAGAUCCUUAUACUUUACACACUAAUGUUUACACUCAAGGCAAAGGUGACAAAGAGCAACAAUUCUAUCUCUGGUUCGACCCAACCGCAAAUUUCCACACUUACUCAAUCCUCUGGAACCCUCAAAGAAUCAUAUUGACCGUCGAUGACACACCGAUUAGAGAGUUUAAAAACCAUGAGUCUAUCGGUGUCUUGUUUCCAAAGAACAAGCCGAUGAGGAUGUACGCAAGUUUAUGGAACGCAGACGAUUGGGCAACUAGAGGCGGUCUUGUUAAAACUGAUUGGUCUAAAGCUCCAUUCAUGGCUUCUUACAGAAACAUUAAGAUCGACUCGAAACCAAACUCCAACUGGUACACUCAAGAAAUGGAUUCAACAAGCCAAGCUAGACUCAGAUGGGUUCAGAAGAAUUACAUGAUCUACAAUUAUUGUACUGACCAUAAGAGGUUUCCACAGGGAGCCCCUAAGGAAUGCACAACAAGCUCAUAGAAUCUUUAUUUAUUUAUCUACCUUCCUCUCUUUCUUCUAUGUGAAAUUGUGAAUGCUCUGUUUCUUGCUUGUCUAUUAUGUCUGAGAAUUUCUUUUUCUUUUUAUGGUUUUUGAUUCUUUUCAUUGUAUAUCUUUGUCCAAUAAAGGAAACGAUGUGUCUUUACUCUUAUAGAUAUGUAUAAAAAGAUGUCCCUGUU